Messenger RNA from Dichotomopilus funicola, 318 nucleotides. RefSeq names its product cytochrome b-c1 complex subunit 8. Bases 1 to 318 code for a protein of 105 amino acids. The transcript is spliced from 4 exons. The record is from RefSeq and is a predicted model, not a curated record. NCBI's taxonomy places the organism in Eukaryota, Fungi, Ascomycota, Sordariomycetes, Sordariales, Chaetomiaceae. Gene Ontology annotation, biological process: mitochondrial electron transport, ubiquinol to cytochrome c.
AUGCGCCCGACUCAGGCUCUCUACGGCGGCGGUGGCGGCCUCGUCGGCAAGCAUGGCCUCUUCCUCGGCGGCUGGGGUAACUUUGGUGGCUCCAAGCAGAAGGGGGUUAUUACAUACGGCAUUGCGCCCAACCGCCAAUUCCCGCUCGCGGGUGCCGCUCAUGAUGCCUUGUUCAACACAUGGAGGCGUUUCCGUGGCCAGGUUCUCUACUGGGCGCCUCCUUUUAUCGCCGGUUACUACAUUAUCCAGUGGGCUGUUCACCGGAACCACUACCUCAACUCGAAGGCCGGCCGUGCUGAGUUUGCCGACGAGGAGUAA